AUAGGCAAGCAGCAGCAGCCUACAGGCAACUCACAUCGUUCCUUUCCGCCUACGAUAUAGCCCGCCCCUUCCAACAACACUGCGCCGCCUCUCGAUUUUCCAGCGCCUCCGACCCAAAUGCAAGAAUAAAAAAACACAAACAACGAAAACAAUUUUCACCGACAAACAAACCCGACGCGAAAGUUCAACUAUCCACCCCAAAACCGACACCAUCUUUUAUUCGUCGCGCCGAAACCCGUUCGAUUUUAUUAACACUAGCAAAAUAUUGAUUUCGCGCACAUUAGUAUAAACAAUGGCUGGUGGAAAAGGCAAAUCAUCUGGCGGCAAGAGUUCGGGUGGGAAGACCUCGGCUGCUGAAGCUCCCAAGAAGCAGCAGAGCCACUCUGCUCGUGCUGGACUUCAGUUCCCCUGUGGUCGUGUUAAGCGUUUCUUGAAGCAAAACACACAGAACAAGAUGCGCGUUGGUGCCAAGGCUGCCGUCUAUGUUACAGCCGUUCUCGAGUAUCUGACUGCCGAAGUCCUUGAGCUCGCAGGCAAUGCCGCCAAAGACCUGAAGGUUAAGCGUAUUACUCCUCGUCAUCUCCAACUCGCCAUCCGCGGUGACGAAGAACUGGACACGCUGAUUCGCGCAACUAUCGCUUUUGGUGGUGUUCUACCCCACAUCAACCGUGCCCUACUACUCAAGGUCGAGCAAAAGAAGAAGAACAAAGCGAUCGAAGCAUAAGCUGCCCGCGAUCUUUGUGGUUUGGAGUUUCCAGUGUAUACGCUCUUUCGUUUCUGGGUGUUUCUGUUACGUGGAACGAGAUUCUCUGCCUUCGGAGGCAGGAAGCGCGGUCUUGCAACCCUAAGAC
Daldinia decipiens is the source of this 851-nucleotide messenger RNA. RefSeq names its product histone H2A.Z. Gene Ontology annotation, molecular function: protein heterodimerization activity; DNA binding; structural constituent of chromatin. The coding region runs from base 293 to 724 and encodes 143 amino acids. Lineage: Eukaryota; Fungi; Ascomycota; Sordariomycetes; Xylariales; Hypoxylaceae. Gene Ontology annotation, cellular component: nucleosome. The transcript has 3 exons. The record is from RefSeq and is a predicted model, not a curated record.